CGCUUGCUGCCGGGGACCGUAGUCCGGCGGUGCCCCCGGUGCCGGUCGCAGUCCGCCAUGGCGGCGGCGCGGCGGCUGCUCCCGCUGCUGCUGCCGCUGGCCUGGGCCCGGCCCGCGGCAUGCACCGACCCGCCGGGCGGCGGCUGGCUGGCGGGCGCGGUGCCGGAGGAGCAGCAGUGCACCGUGGAGCGGGCAGACGCCUCCCUCACCUACUCCCUCUUCCUGCAGCGGUUCGCCUUCUCCCGGCCGGUCGUCCUCCGAGGGCUCACGGACAACUCGGCCUUCCGAGCACUCUGCACCCGGGAGAAGCUGCUGGCGGCCUUCGGGUCCUCCCCGGUGCGGCUCAGCACGGCCAACACCUACUCCUACCGCAAGGUGGACGUGCCCUUCACGGAGUAUGUGGAGCAGCUGCUGGAGCCGCAGGAUCCGGCCAGGCUGGGCAGCGACACCCUCUACUUCUUCGGGGACAACAACCUCACCGAGUGGGGCCCCCUCUUCCAGCAAUACGUGCCCCCCCCAUUCCGCAUCCCGGGUACCAGCCUUGCCUACAGCUUUGGGAUCGCAGGCUCAGGCUCUGGUGUUCCCUUCCACUGGCACGGCCCUGGUUUUUCAGAGGUGAUCUUCGGCAGGAAGCGCUGGUUUCUGUACCCACCGGAUAAAACACCCCACUUCCACCCCAAUGAGACAACACUGGCCUGGCUCCAGCACACAUACCCUACGCUGCCACCGGCUGAGCGGCCACUGGAGUGCACCCUCCGCCCUGGGGAGGUCCUGUACUUCCCUGACCGCUGGUGGCACGCCACGCUCAACCUGGACACCAGCGUCUUCAUCUCCACCUUCCUGGGAUAAGGCUGAGAGCACAGGGAUGCAUCCCCAUCCUCCUGCUCCUGCAGCCACCAGCUGUUGGGACCAAGCACCUCAAGUCCUGUUUUUUACUGGUCUUUUCCCUCCCCUUUGGAUUAAAGUUGUUGUUCUGCC
This is a messenger RNA of Strigops habroptila (Kakapo), 978 nucleotides long. RefSeq names its product jumonji domain containing 8 (gene JMJD8). NCBI's taxonomy places the organism in Eukaryota, Metazoa, Chordata, Aves, Psittaciformes, Psittacidae. The record is from RefSeq and is a predicted model, not a curated record. The transcript is spliced from 9 exons. Gene Ontology annotation, cellular component: cytoplasm. Bases 58 to 849 code for a protein of 263 amino acids.